Messenger RNA from Meloidogyne enterolobii, 1320 nucleotides. The record is from the annotation of a GenBank genome assembly. NCBI's taxonomy places the organism in Eukaryota, Metazoa, Nematoda, Chromadorea, Rhabditida, Meloidogynidae.
AUGCCUUACCCAGCAAUUUGGACAAGAUCACAACGGGGUCAAUUGUCUGCAGAUUAUGAAAGUGUUGCUUUUCCUGGCAACACGUUUAUUUUCCUUCAUAAACGAAGAACUCAACAUUGUUCCUAUUUUCGAUGCGCAUAUUGUGCAAAAGCGUUAAAGCUUCGGAUCAAGCGUAACGCAACAAGAUUAACAAUACCUAUAGUUCGAGCUUCUCUCGAAGAAGGAUUUUUGGAUGAUCCAGACAAUCCAUUUCACCGGCAUUUUUGUAUUGAUGAAAAAGAAGUUGAUACAACAACAUAUGCAGCUAAGGCUAGAUAUAUUUACAAUAAAGUAAAAUUGGAAUUGUUGGAUAUGCCAAUGACGCCUCGUCAGGCUUGGCUUCAAAUGGAAGCUGAAGUUAUUGCCAAUUUUCCUGAUACUCUGACACAGCAGGAAAUUAUUCGUCGUUUACCAACUGAUAAAUCAGCAAAAAGAAGUUUUGCUAGGCGUAGCUCUAUUGGGAAGCGGAAUUUGGUUGAAGACCUUGCAAUUUUUGGAAAGGAUUAUAAAGAACCUGUAGAUGAUUUUGAAGCAAAAAAUGAAUUUGAAGCCGAUGAUCUUUCUCUGCUUUUGGAUGCUGGUUUGGUGGAAGAACGCAAAAGUCCUGAUUUUUUAAAAGCUGAUUCUUCGAAAGUUCCUUUAGAUUUAUUGAAAUCAAGAUCUCCACGCCCUCCAUGGAUUUGUUCUCCCGGAAGAGAAAAGCUUGCAAAUUUCUUCCUUAUUCAUCGUGAAUGCCGUCCAGAUUCUCCACAUUUUAUGGUUUUUUCUGAUAUGAUGGGAAUUAAUUUAAUUCACAAAUGUGCAGAUAUCGUUUGCGACGGAAAUUCAAGUUUUUACCCCUAUGGAUUCGCGCAAUUAUAUACAUUUCAUGCUGUUCAUCAUUCAAUUCCAGAAGAGGCUCAUCUUUGUGCUUUUGCUCUUUUACCAAAUACUUCAUCUGUUGCUUAUAUUAAAUUAUUCGAUAUUAUUUCUCAAAAAUUGUUUACUGAAUUUGGAGAUCAUGGAAUUCAAAAGUUAGCAGCAAUAAAUGGCUGUAAAUCAAUUUUUAUUGAAGAUAUUGUUGAAGGAUCAGAACAAAAAACUUCAAAUUUUGCAAAAUUAUGGCAUGAACAUUUAAAUUCCUUAUUUUUUGGAAAACAUCCAGGAUUAAAUAGAUUUAUUAGAACAAUGAGGGAAGAAUUGUAUAGAGCUGGGUUACAAGCUGAAAGAAUUUUUCGUCCGCCAGAUUUUAUUACUUCAAUUAAUUUGGAUAAUAUUGAGGUUUUUAUAAAUUAUUUUUAA